Molecule: messenger RNA, 8167 nt
Organism: Melanotaenia boesemani (Boeseman's rainbowfish)
Lineage: Eukaryota; Metazoa; Chordata; Actinopteri; Atheriniformes; Melanotaeniidae
Product: membrane-associated phosphatidylinositol transfer protein 2-like
Exons: 26
Coding region: 780-5129 (1449 amino acids)
Biological process (GO): phospholipid transport
Cellular component (GO): cytoplasm
Molecular function (GO): phosphatidylcholine binding; phosphatidylinositol binding; phosphatidylcholine intramembrane carrier activity
Source: RefSeq, a predicted model, not a curated record
UCAGACUUGAGGAGCUGUAAGUUACGAUGGCGAGCGCUUCUCAUCUGUCCGCUCGUCGCCCUUCUUCCAGGUUCUGUGGACGGACGGAGCGGCUGCUGCCUUGAACCCACCGCCCUGUCAUUUUCCUCACUACAGGACAAGCCAAACCACCAACUCAUGCGAUGUUACUGCAAAGUCAAGGACAUUUUAACGUAAUCAUAGCUACUUUGGCCUUUUCUGUCGAUUGAAAAAAACCAGCGUGUUGCUCUCCGGCGCAAUGACGUGGCCAGAUUUAGUAAACAUGGGCAGAAACAGCGGAUGAUAUCUUGCUACACACUCUCGGGCUGAUGAUGUUUCCCUGCGUGUCAUUCUUUACACAUCCUACCCGCGCCCUUCCUUUGCAGAGGGGCCGAACAAACGGCGACGUAAAGGAAAUAAACCUCUGACUUUCGAUGUGUUCCUGUCAGUUAUGGCAUCGUUUCUAAACACAGCAGAAGCUGCCUCGUGCUGAAGGAAACCAGCGUUCCUGGAGCAAGUAGAGUUUAUAAAACACGGAGAAAGGCGGAUGAACUUUGGAUCGCUAAGUGUUGGAGUGCAGUGAGGCCAGAGGUGCAUCGCUGUUGUGCAUCAGGUCCAGGAACCAUCAAUGCUGUCUUCAGCUGGGAAUUUAACAAAUCACAUAUAGGAGCACCCGGAGUCUCUCCUAUUCCCUCUCCCCCUCCCUUCCCUCUGACCCUCCCUUCCCCAUUCCCUUGUCAGUCUUUUCCCUAAUCCCCUUUGCCCCUUCUCUGAGAUUCACCAUGCUCAUCAAGGAGUACCGCAUCCCCAUGCCCAUGAGUGUGGAGGAGUACCGCAUUGCCCAGCUUUAUAUGAUUCAGAAAAAGAGCAGAGAAGAGAGCUGUGGUGAGGGUAGUGGGGUGGAGAUCCUAGAGAAUAAACCCUACACAGAUGGACCCGGAGGGACGGGUCAGUACACCCACAAAGUCUACCACAUUGGCAUGCAUAUUCCUAGCUGGUUUCGAUCCAUUCUUCCCAAAGCUGCACUGAGAGUUGAAGAGGAAUCUUGGAACGCCUACCCUUAUACCCGCACUAGAUACACCUGUCCCUUUGUUGAGAAGUUCUCCAUUGAUAUUGAGACCUACUACAAACCAGACACAGGCAAUCAAGCAGAUGUUUUUAACUUGUCUGCAACAGAUAAGAGACAAAGGACUAUUGAUCCGAUUGACAUAGUAACAGAUCCCAUCCCCCCACAUGAGUACAAAGCAGAGGAAGACCCAAGGCUUUACAAGUCGGUCAAGACUCAGAGGGGUCCCCUUCGAGAUGAUUGGAUAGAGGAGUACAACAACAACCCAGGGAAGACCCCAAUUAUGUGUGCCUACAAACUGUGCAAAGUGGAGUUCCGUUACUGGGGCAUGCAAUCUAAGAUUGAACGCUUUAUUCAUGAUGUCGGACUGAGAAAAGUGAUGGUGCGUGCCCACCGGCAGGCCUGGUGUUGGCAGGAUGAGUGGUAUGGUCUUACCAUUGAGGACAUCAGGCAGUUGGAGCUGGAAACCCAGCUGGCCUUGGCUAGGAAGAUGGCCCAGUUCUGCCAGGGAGAGGAGGCCACUGAAGCCAUUGGAGGUGCUCCAUCUCCAGACAAAGAUCAGGAGGUUAAGGAGGCCAUCAGCUCCAUUGAAACUGAGGAAGUUGUUGCCAGCUCAGGAGGAGAGACUCUCCAGCCACGAGGUGUACUCACCAAGCAGUGGUCCACCUCAUCUCGAUCCUCCCGUUCAUCAAAGAGAGGAGUGAGCCCAUCACGUCAUAGCAUUUCAGAGUGGAGGAUGCAGAGCAUAGCUCGAGAUUCAGACGACAGUUCGGACGAAGAAUUCUUCGACGCUCAUGAGGAUCUCUCAGACGGUGAGGAAGUCUUUCCUAAGGAAAUUGCCAAAUGGAACUCCAAUGAUCUCAUGGACAAAAUUGAAGCCACAGACACCGAGGAAGCUCCUGGUGAGCUUUUUAAGGAAAUGACUGUGGAUUAUGAAAGAGUAACAAGUGAGGACAGACUAGAUGAGGAGAGCUCAUCCCAGCAGUGUCUGCAGCCUUCCAAGAUCCAUGUGCUGAUCUUGGUCCUGCAUGGAGGGAACAUCCUGGAUACAGGUGGAGGGGACCAGAACAGCAAGCAGGCCGAUGUCAACACAAUUAGUACCGCUUUUGAGACAGUCAUGCGUGUUCACUACCCUGCUGCGCUGGGACGCAUCGCCAUCCGCUUGGUGCCUUGCCCUGCCAUCUGUGCUGAGGCCUUCUCUCUAGUGUCCAACCUGAGCCCUUACAGUUAUGAUGAAAGCUGUCUGUCCAGCAGCCAGGACCAUAUCCCGCUGGCGGCUCUGCCUCUCCUGGCAACCUCAGCUCCCCAAUAUCAGGACGCUGUGGCCACCGUCAUUGUUCGAGCCAAUCAAGUUUAUGCUGACUUUAUAAAGUCUCUGGACGGGGCUAACUUCUCUGGCCAGGUAUGCCUCAUUGGGGACUGUGUGGGAGGAAUCUUAGGGUUUGAUGCUUUGUGUAACAGCAAUCCCACAGUAAACGAAAGCCAGAACAGCAGUCGCAGGGGGAGUGUCAUCAGCGUGCAGGACCAGGACCUCCUCUCACCAGGCAUCAUUGUCAACUGCGGACAUGGACCAGCUUCUCCAACACUAGAAGGCAGCCGCCACCUCAGUCGCAGUAACAUAGAUAUUCCUCGCACCAGCACAGGUGACGACCCCAAAAGACAACUGCCACGCAAGAGAAGCGACUCCUCCACCUACGAAAUGGACACAAUAAAACAACACCAAGCUUUCCUGUCUAGCUUGCACUCUAGUGUCUUGCGGAAUGAUGCAGCCUCACGCAGGUCGAGCAGCAGCACCAUGCUGGAUGGAUGCUCCCUGGGGAAGUUUGACUUUGAGGUGUCUGACUUUUUCCUCUUUGGCUCUCCACUGGGCUUGGUACUUGCCCUAAGGAAGACUGUGAUCCCUAUGCUGGACGUGGCCCAGCUGCGGCCUGCUUGUCAGCAGGUUUAUAACUUGUUCCAUCCAGCUGAUCCCUCAGCCUCCCGUCUGGAGCCUCUACUGGAGCGGAAAUUUCACCUCCUCCCUCCCUUCAACGUGCCCCGUUACCAGCGCUUUCCCCUAGGAGAUGGCAACUCUGCCCUGCUGGUGGAGACAGUCCAGAGCAACGCUCAGCUGCUACUUGAUAGUGGGCCCCCUCUAUUCCUUCGCUGUCAGGAGACCAUCAGUGAGACCUGCAUUCCUGUGCCUGUGCUAAACUGGCAGGAGGGCUCCCUCAAAGCCACACCAGCCACUAUGGAGUCGGAUGUUGUUCAGUCUCAUGGUGGUGUCUUCAUGGACAGUUCGUACCCCUCAUCCCCUGUAACGGGCCCCCUCUCCCGGGGCCAGCGGAGGGCCAGUGAGGUCAGCAUUGCCAGCCAGGUCUCAGGAAUGGCAGACAGUUACACUGCCACCAACAUAGCCAACACCACACAAAACCAGAUUUACCAGUCCAGAAAGUUCAGUCUUUUGUCUCAACUUGCCCUAUCAUCACAAAACAAAUUUGUAAAAAGCCCUCCUAAGUCUCGUAAGAAAGCAGUGGCUGACCAGGCUGCAGGAUCUCCUGAUGUAGAUCUAGUGGCUGAGCUGGAUGUUGAGGCAGACUCUAGCGAAGGUCUUAGUCCCACUUGCCAGUUCGAGAACUGCCUGUCUGCGGGGCUGGACUCUGCUAUAUGUGAUCUGGUCUCACUGGACCCCCAAGCUGAAUUUGAGCAAGUUGCAGGACGUUGGUGGGGCACAAAGCGGCUGGACUUUGCUCUGUACUGUCCCGACGCUCUGACCGCUUUCCCCACUGUAGCUUUACCACACCUCUUCCAUGCAUCAUACUGGGAAUCCACUGAUGUUGUGUCUUUUCUCCUGAGGCAGGUCAUGAGGCAUGACAACUCAAGUAUUCUGGAGCUUGAUGGUAAAGAAGUGUCUGAAUUUACUCCUUCUAAACCUCGAGAGAAGUGGCUCCGCAAAAGGACUCAUGUCAAGAUCAGGAAUGUGACUGCCAACCACCGUGUGAACGAUGCCGUGUUUACUGAAGACAACCAGCAGGUUGUGACAGGUCGCUUCAUGUAUGGUCCUCUGGACAUGGUCACUUUAGCCGGGGAGAAGGUUGACCUCCACAUCAUGACUCAGCCUCCAUCAGGAGAAUGGGUGUAUUUCAACACAGAAGUGACCAACAGCAGUGGUCGUGUGUCUUUUAUAAUCCCAGAGGACAGGCGUCUGGGCAUUGGAGUCUACCCAGUUAAAAUGGUUGUCAGGGGUGACCACACUUUUGCAGACAGCUACCUGACUGUUAUUCCACGUGGCACAGAGUUUGUAGUGUUCAGCAUUGAUGGUUCAUUUGCUGCCAGCGUAUCAAUCAUGGGCAGUGAUCCAAAAGUGCGGGCAGGAGCUGUAGAUGUCGUCAGAUACUGGCAGGAUUUAGGCUAUUUGAUCAUUUAUGUGACUGGACGUCCUGACAUGCAGAAGCAGCGAGUAGUGGCUUGGUUGUCUCAGCACAACUUCCCUCAUGGCGUUGUCUCCUUCUGUGAUGGCCUGGUCCACGAUCCACUUAGACACAAGGCCAACUUUCUCAAGUCCCUGACAGAGGCUCACAUGAAGAUAUUCGCUGGCUAUGGAUCUACCAAAGACAUCUCUGUCUAUACCUCCAUUGGCCUUCCUCCUUCACAAAUAUAUAUUGUCGGCAGACCCUCUAAAAAGAUGCAACACCAGUGCCAGUUCAUCACAGAGGGAUAUGCAGCUCAUUUGUCCCAGCUGGAGUACAACCACCGCUCUCGGCCAGCCAAAUCCAGCAGUGCACGGAUGGUGCUACGUAAAGGCAGCUUUGGUUUGGGUGCAAACAGCGACUUUCUGAGGAAGAGAAACCACCUUUUGCGUACAAUCUCCUCACAGCCAGCCCCCAGCUCCCCAACAGGCAGCAUCCACAACAGACCUGAGCGCACACAGAGCCAGUCAGACAGUGAACGCCUGGAACGGGAGCGGCUGGAGCGUGCUCACAGCCACAGCCAGGGAGCAACCCAGCGCAGUAUGAGCAUCACAGCGAGCUGCUGGGGGCGCAGCAGCAGCACCAAGCUGGAACCAGGAGUUUUCAGCCCAAAAUGAGAUCUGAGAGAAAACGUGAGAGUACUAGCUGGGGUGACAUACAGAUGCAGUGCUGAGGAAGAGACUCUUGACAAAAAGAUAAAUACAGAGAAUGAAAAAGAGCUGGUUUGCAUCAUUUGGGCAAAUGCCACAAUCAAAUCUGGUGCUACAAACCACUAUUUAUAAAACGUAUGCCAGUCACGUUAAACACAUUUUAGGACAGGCUGUGACUGCAUUCAUUACAAAAAAGACAAAAUAGACAUUUUACGAAUCAUCUUCCUGAAACAGGAACAUGUAGUCAACCAGAUAAAGCUAAUAUAGGAAUUCAGGCUGUUUCUACUGUAGAGUAAAUAUUUAUUCAACAUAAAUUAAAAGUCAGCUUUUCUCCUCUUGAUAGGCUUUUAGACAUGGAGAUUGUUACAAAUAAAAAUACUCCUGUACUGUGUUUUGUAGCAAAAAUCACAGGUUGUUCCAGACAGCUUCGAUCAGGUGCUCACACUGAUACGACACUGCAGCUGAAUAACGUGGCCAAUACAAGCACAACCACUGCAACAAAGUGUUUUCUGAGACUAAGUUUAUGUAUAUUUGUUUUAAGGAAAUUUCCUUUUUAUGUUAAUACAGGUUCUAGUCCGAGAGCAGAGCUGUGAUUUAGGUCACACUGGACUGAGUAUCUUACUCGCUUUGGUGUAAACAUACAAUCACAAAGCCAAAAAGAAUUUUUGAUACAAUUAUGGUAAUUUUUCAACAAAAAAGGACAAUGUUUCAGUGAUUUGUAAGCCAACUAGAAAUGAUCUGAUGAACCUAAAUGUAACAAAGAGCAACGCUUGAAUGCUGUCAAGUGCACAGUCCAGUCUUGCUUGUUUUCUUGUCAGCUUUGAAACACAGAAUCAUCCAAGUAUCGCAUGACACAGAAUGCGAAAUUACCCUUUAACUAUGGCUGCAGUUGAAACUGCUCCUGGGUUUUAUAGCAUUUCAGCACCUCAUGUAUGACCCAGCUAGAGGGAAAAGUCCUACUACUGUAUGGUUAAUGUGCCAAAGUUAACAGUAUAAAACAUUAUGCUGUGUAUGAGCAGAGAGGAAAAUAUUGAGGUCUCCUGUGUAAAAAUGAUUUAGAAUAUGUAAGUAUAUAGUUUAAUGCCUUGACAAGGCUUGUACAUAAUUGUUAAAUUAUAGUACAGAUCUGGUAUCUGGUCCACUGAAGACCAGUUUCAAGUGUCUUCUUUACUCUGGGGGUGAACACAAACUCAUUCAGGAUAUAUGUUAUUAAUUAAUGAUAACUAUUGCUAUUUAAAAUGACAGAUAUUUUAAAAUGUUUUCAUUUUGUGAACAAAAUGUGUUUUAAGAUUACUUUUGCUAUGUUGUGUAUUCUCUCUUUAAACUUGAGUUGGAACAGCCAAAAUGCAAAGGUCUUUGCCUGGCACAGUAUUGUAUUUUUAUUAUUUUAUCUUGCAGUUCACCAGAGUUGUAUCAACAGAACUACUAUCUUGUGUCAUAUAUUGUAUGUUUGUUAUUAGAUAUUUUUCAAAUUUUGGAGUUGGCUUCUUUCCGGCUGUUUCUAAGCUGUAAAUGAGGCAUUGAAUGUGCUCUUAGAAUAACCCUUCUUAACUUUAGGGUCUUUUUCUCUUCUGCUGAUCCUUUGGAGGAAAAAAAAAAGUACAAAUUGUAAAUUCUGUAAGAUAUGUUGUUAAAAUUAGGAACACAGCUACAUGCUAUUAGCUAUUUAUAUCUAAAAUGGAUCAAAAAAUUUGAUUUUGUUUUUCAUUCAAAUGCUGAUUAUUAUCCCUCUAACAGGCAUGCAUAGAUCAGACUGCAGUGGACCAAUAGGGCUCAGAUUGAAGGGGAAACGUGCAAUAUUAACACAGCAGCACCACCAGAUCAAACAGUCAGUUCAAAAGCAUCAUAGUGCACUGACAAUCAGUCGAUAUAGCACAUUUUCUACAGAUGUCAAAUUGCAGAGGGUAUCUCAUCUAAAUGAGCACCGUUAAAACUCACAGGUCCCCAUGUUGCAAAGUGGGGCACUAACUCAGUAAUAGCGUUUUAAUUCUAGCACAGUGGCAUCUACACAAUUUAAUUUCAUAUUUGACUUAGCACUCUAAAUUCAGAUUAGGUCCCCUUUUCUAGAAAUAAUUCAGCUUAAUAAAACAUUCCUGCAAUGAAGACAAUUAUCUUCAAACUUAUUAGUGAAGCUCAUUCACAUCAAGACUCUUUUUUUGAGGUUGUGUUUCAUCAUUUUAUGAUGAAAUGUUUUUAAUAUGUUGUACACCACACAGCACACCGAGGGUAGACUACAACGUAACACAUUCCAGUUCACAGGUAGUUAAAAGUCUCUUAAUCCAAACUUUUUGUUGUUAUUCUUACAGACCUCAUAAAACAUAAUUAACUCUUGUCCCUUCCUCUGCAUUUUGACCCUGUCAAAAUUUGGCAUGAAGCCAUAACUCAUUAAAGUUACUGUUUUAAGAAAGUAUGUGUAUAUUAAUAGUAAAUAGGAAAGCAAGGACAGGCGAUGCUGGAAAACCUGCACUUGCAUAACUACUGAACCGUAUUCCCUGAUGAAUCCAGAGAAUGUACAAAAGAAAGUGUGAUCGGUGAAGUUUGGAUACCUCUGGGCAGACAAUCGCUUCGAUUCUGCUGUGGGCAAACCAACUACCAGAGGCCUUAAAUGUUCCUUUUCUGCCUUACACUGACAGUUGUGUGGCAAGGCCUAGAACGGACGCUAUUCACAACUAUACUGACUUCAUGGAGAAGAGACUGUCGACUGUACUUUGUGGAUAUAUGAUGAGGUCAUAUUUUCUUAAAAGGCUUUGGUUUAUUUUACCUUUACAUGAGUAAUUUGACAUAUUUCACUAAGAUAAGGUGAUCACUCGCUCUCUCCAGCUCUGUCCCCUUAUUUGGUACAAUGCCACAACUGUUUCAUCAACAGGCUGUAUAUAUUAAACACAAACAGGUAAAUUAUGCUUGGGAAAAUUCUUAAAUUGUACAGGGUGUGCAUCUUGUGUAUCUCCACUUCCCUGUGAUUUUAUGUACAGUGUAUAAAGAAAAUAUAAAGAACUAAGAAAUGG